UAAUGAAAUAGGAAAUACGGUGGCGCUAUCUGCAGAACUACCUAGUAAAAUCGAUUAAACCGGAAACUGUGUAGCCGCUCGCGUACAGGCCAGGAGCAAGCGUUGGCCACAUGUGUUUUGCAGACCGCUUUACCGUGGAAAAAGCUCGCCGAAAAUGUCGUGUUUACGUAAUCUGUGGUAACGUGACGUUGAAACGGUGCUCCUGAACUCGCUACUGUUGUGACAAAAUUUUUAACCUGCACAUCAAACAAUCCAGGAAAGAUACGCAAAAUAUAAAGAAGAACACAAAGAAGAAAAAUUACUUGUAUUAACAAGGUGUAUUCUGAUUGUCUACUCUAACUUCCUCGUUUCUACUUGGCACGCACUGCGUAUACUCUUGUAUUUCUUCGACAUAUAUCAUCUAUAAAGAAGGUAGAUUAACCGUCAUUUAAUUAUUCAUCAUCGGUUAGGAAAAUAUUUGUACCGGCUGAUUUUCGAUCGUCUAGUGAAAUCGCCGAGUCAGCGUGUUCUUAACCACGCAACCUAUUGCCUCGUGUACAUAAAACGAGAAUUCUUCGUACAUUCGAUUGAAUUUUAGUAGAAAUUUGUUCUUCGUUGAAUUUCUAAAGAACAUUCUGGUACGGCUAAAUUAAAAAAGUAUAAGAGAAAAAAAGAGACGUUAUAGGUAUUCAGUAACGACCGCGUGUGCACGCCGCGCCUUCUGGAAAGAGCGAUUCCUCGUGACGAGUUUCGAGUGGGCGUUCUAUUCGUCAACGAAAAGGAGUAACGGCUAAUGUUCUACGUUUGUGUUAAAUUUAACGCCAACUUCUAUUAAAUUUAAUGUGUUCGUGCUUUGUCGAGCACGAACUCGAAGAAGACAUGCGUCCAGUUUGUAGUAUGGAGGAUAUCCUUAGAUUGAUGUUUUAAAGCCGAAUCGACACACGAUACGUCUCGAAUCUCUAAUCAGGCAACGAGGCUGUUCGGUUAGAUUAAUGUGUCCGAGGGUGUUCGACGUUCCUCAGGACUCCUCAACCGCCUGAGAGGAAGCAAUAUCUUAUAAAACCUUUUUGAGCAAAAUCCUCGUGUUCGGACCUCGUGUUUUGUCUUUCGGCGCGUACUAUUCAAAAUGGCGGCCAAGGUGGCCAGUGGCACGCAGGGAAGUGCCGAGAAGGAGCAGUGCCCCGGAGUCUCUUAUGCAAGUAUCUUGAAUCCAAAAAGUGGCAGCGAGACCCGAGUUGUUAACAAAGGUAACAACAAGGAGAAUAUUGGUAGUCAAGUGGUUCAACAACAAUCCGUACCCAUCAAGGAUUGUAUUGCUUCUCAGAAUUUAGCUGUUAAAGGGAAGUCUUAUCAAAGAACUGGAAGAAGAAUCAAUCCACAAAACAAAAUCGAGAAACGUUAUGGAAACGAAUUACCAACUGCCAUUGAACAGAAUCAGUUAGUUAUUCAGAAGGAGAAUUUAAUCGAAGAAAGACAAGAAGCCACUGUUGAACAAAUGAACGGUGACAUAGGAAGUGACGGCGAAUUUCAGACAGUAGCACCAAAGAGUGCUAGAAGAAAAGAAAAGUUAAGAGAACAACAGCGAGAUUUUAGAGAAAGGCAGAAACAUCGUGAUCACAGACAUCCUCUUCGUGGUCAUACUGGAAGCAAUGAGAGACCAUAUAAGGAACGAGAUCGUGGAGAUAGAGGAGGUAUGGACCAUGUUGUGGGAAAUAAAGAUGUUUUGAAAGACAAGGAAGAAACAGAGGCAGAAUCGGAAAUUCAAUCUUCAGCUCCUGUUAAAUAUGUAGAAGCUCCUUUACCUGCAGUUAAUCCUUGGACUAAAAGUAAAAUUAUAACUCCAGUUACACCUGCAAAUUUUGUCACUACUGUACCUUCAGGAACUGUGGUAUCUAUGGAAAAACAGACUGACAAAGAAAAGAGAGUACUUCAACCUCAGCAGCAGCAAGGGAUUGUAGAAAACGGCAUCAACACCGGAAAUCAUCCGACUAUUGUGACGGUGUCAAAGGAUAGAAGAAAAUUUAAUCAAAAGGCGAGCGACUUCUCAGAUAUCGGUGAUUGGCCAACUUUAGAAGCUUCAGGAGAGAAGAAGACAGUUGUAACAGCACAGAAGCAAAAUGGUGUGAUUGAACAAAAUAACUGCAAAGAAAGUAGCAGUAAUGCUGUUGAAAGCAGAGGAAAAGAAAACAAAGAGCAGAACCAUUGUCAACAUGAUGAUGAAGAACACUUGGAUGGUAAUGAAAAGAAAAAAAAAGUGAACAAGCAGAAAUGGGUACCGUUGGAAAUAGAUAUAGCAAAAAAUCGGAGCAAAAGAGAUCGGUCACCAAAGUACCAUAAUCAGAGGGAAAAGAGUGGAGAAGAAUUAUAUCUUUUAACAGAAGCAGAUUCGUACAGAAAUAGAGAGUAUGAUAGGCCAGCGUACAUUACAAGAGGUGGACGGGGUGGGCGAAGUUACAGAGGAAGAGGAGGGCGUGGUGGACGAGGCGCUUAUCGUGGUAGCUUCAGGCACAGACAUGAUCAAGUUUAUAUGCAGAUGCAUAAAUUUGGUCUUUUGGAUCCUAAUUAUAUGAUGGCUUACAUGGGAACAUUUUAUUUUAAUAACGCAAAUUUCAUUAACGUAAAUACAACGACGCUUAAGGAAUUUCUGAGGAAUCAAAUAGAAUAUUACUUCAGUGAAGAAAAUCUUUUAAGAGAUUUCUUUUUACGCCGUAAAAUGGAUGCACAAGGCUUUUUACCUAUCACUUUAAUUGCUUCUUUUCAUCGUGUACAAACUUUAACGACAGAUGUUGGACUUGUUAUUGAGGCGAUUAUGGAAUCCGAUAAAUUGGAAUUAGUGGAUGGAUUUAAGGUCAGAACGAAAAUAGAUCCUUUGAAGUGGCCUAUCUUGGACGCGGCUGAAAAUCCUGUAUUCUUAGAACCGUCUGAUACUUCGAACCCAUCUCAAAACGAAGUAAUACUCUCCUCCACGUCCGAAUCCGAAUUUUGCCCUGCUGCGAGACCUUUAUCUACAAUUCCUAUUCCCCCAGUUCCGCGCGUUCUUCAAUCCAACCACAUUAUCCCAACAAUAGGAAGGCUUAGUGAAUCAGAAAGUAUAUCCUCAUUGAUAGGCGACAGUUUAAAUCCUGACGUACCGGAGUUCAUACCAAUUUCGAACGAACUGACAGACAAAAAUAACGAACCUAUUGUAUUCGAUAAUACAAGCGAAUCGUUCAAGACAGAAAAACAAUCAGUAGAGCUGAGAAGCAUUCCAGUACUAUCGAGUGACAAUUCAUUACUGCUCUCAAGAAACAAAGCCUCGAAACCGGACGAUAAAAUGUCCACAACAGUCAAGUGUUCUAGUCCAUCCUCCGUACCAGAAGUACAAGUCAACGGAGAAUCACAAUCUGUCAAUGAUGUUUGGAAAGAGGUAAGGCGAAGGGUGAAACCGUCACAUAAGGAAAGAAACGAAGAAAAAGAGAAAAUUGAUAACGUUAAAAGCGAAGAAAGAGAGGAGUUAGACUUUCAAUUUGACGAGGAACUCGAUACACCACCACCAACUGGCCGUCACAAUGCAUUUUCUGAAUGGUCUGAAGACGAUGAAGAUUAUGAAUUGUCAGAUAGAGAUGUCAAUAAACUUUUGAUCUUCACACAAACGUCGGUGCCUAUGUCGACGCGUAUUCCGAAACACGAAGGUCAUGAUCGGACUGGUGACUGGACAACAAGAGUAAAAAUGACCCAGGAUCUCGAGCAAGCUAUCAAUGAUGGAUUGUACUAUUAUGAAGAGGAUUUAUGGAUGAAAGAUGGUCAAAGGUAUGGGUCUUCAUCGUCAAUUGGAAGCUAUAAGACUGUCAAUGUGAUUAGUCAAGAAGAUUUUGAAAAAAUGGCUCCUAAAGCGCCUAAAAAAGCUAAUCCAGAAGUUCCUCCUCCACCACCAUCUGCAAUAGAAGAUAUGGAAGUGUCUCGUUCGCUUCCAACGCAGAUGUCAAUAACUACAGAUGGUCAAGAGAGAAGAGAUCGUCGUGUAGAUAGAAGUCGUUGGAAUGAUAAAUCGAGAAGGGAUAGUAGAAGAGGAGUGGUUCCUCGUUUCUUCGCGGUAGUAAAGGAUGAACCUUCGGUAGAUCCUAGGACACCGCGAAAAAGAAAAACACGACAUAGCAAUAAUCCGCCUGUUGAACAUCACGUUGGUUGGAUUAUGGACGUUCGGGAGCAUCGACCGCGUACAUAUUCUACGGGAAGCAGCACAGGAACAAGUCCAAAUGAAGGUUACCUUGCGAGUAGUUACGGAAGUGCACCACAAUCAUUGCCUAUUUUUCAUCACCCGAGUCAUGCUCUUCUAAAAGAAAACGGUUUUACACAGCAGGUCUAUCACAAGUAUCAUUCACGUUGCUUAAAAGAACGUAAGAGACUUGGAAUUGGCCAAUCUCAAGAAAUGAACACACUUUUCCGUUUUUGGUCAUUCUUCUUGCGGGAAAAUUUCAAUCGUACUAUGUACGAAGAAUUCAGGACUGUAGCCAAAGAAGAUGCCUCUGAGGGUUAUCGAUAUGGUUUAGAAUGCCUUUUUAGAUUUUAUAGUUACGGUUUGGAAAAGAGAUUUAGACAUCACCUGUAUAAAGAUUUCCAAGUUGAAACGAUACAAGAUUACGAAAGUGGUCAACUGUAUGGAUUAGAAAAAUUUUGGGCGUUCUUAAAGUAUUAUAAACGCUCUGAUCAACUUCAAGUAGAUCUUAAAUUACAGGAGUAUUUGUCUAAAUUCAAGAGUAUCGAAGACUUUAGAGUGGUCGAGCCUCAAAUAAAUGAAAUGCUGCAAGCAUUUGCUGCGAACUCACGAUCUCAGGCCGCGAAGAGACGAAACAGAAGUGUGUCCGAAAGUGCCGGUGACGGUGAUGCUUCACCUACCAAUAGAGUUCGUCGACUAUCUGGUGGUUCCAGUACCGUAACGUUGCCAACUUCAAGUUCUGAAAACAAUUCCGUCGCGCAAAAGUCUCGUGUGGACUCAGUGAAUCUUUCGCAGUUUCGUAACAGAGCCGGUUCGUUUGGAUCUGGACGAUUAGGUCAUCCUAGAAGACGGAACGACGCUGGUUCCUCUUCCUCGAAUAUUCAACGAGAUUUAAGUAAACAACAACAGCAAUCACGAAGCAAGCAAAAUUUCAGCUCGUGUACAAAGGCUCAAGAAGUGAGUGGCAAGCCUCAAAAUGUCAUAAGGGAUCGUUUACUGGCGAUCUCUAAGGCCGAACAGACGAAGUCGGCCACAAUCAAGACGGAUAGCACGUCUAUUUCUCAAAAAUGAGAUCAGCUUGAAAAUUGAUGGGUAAGUGCAUAAGCACUUGCUCGAUUUGCUAAAUUGGAUAAGUGCAUCGCUCCUGGGAUAGGGAUAAUAUUUAUUCUAAGAAAAAGGAAAAUCUCGUUUGAAAAAGUAAUAGAGAAGUUAUACAGUGUGUUAGAAUCAUUUUAAAAAAAUGAACACAAGACUCUUUGUGUACAAAACGAUGAAUUUAUGAAAGUGUAUUUCUCUGACGUUGGGGAUCGUUAGAGAAGAAUAAUGAAACACACUGUAAGUGAAGGUGAAAGACAUCUUCGUUCGUGAGAGAAAAUCAGCAAGCUAUUUUUAAGGUAGUUCAUUAAGGUUGUAUUUACGAAUAUAUAUAUUCGGCUAUUUUUGCUUAUAUUAAACAAAACCCUGUUCGGUUCAUCCGCUAGGAUACUUUCGCUAAAAAUCCUAGCAGGAAAAAAAAGAAGAACCGCCCACGGAAUGAACGAAUACAUGAAGAAUCCAGGCACGAUAACGUGUACAUACAUUUCGUAUUGCCGAUAAAUUCGUGUUCGUUUAAUACAUUUAUUCGAACGAAUUUUUUCAUUUGUAGAAAUUGGGUUACAAGUCUCAUACGUGUACAAUGUAUAGAUUUAUUACGGCAUUAUUAUCGUUCUUCGCAAAAGUUACAAUUGAGAAAAUAUUUUCCUUUGUUUUAUCAUCGAACGAUUAUUGCUUUCGCAUCCAUGGAAGGAAAUGAUUGAAAGAUCGAACUGUAUGAUACAAAAAAAAACAGAAAAUUGAAACUCCAGUUUAAUGGAUGAUCGCACAGUAUAAAUAUUUCAGUAGUCACCAGUAUAAAUUUUUUAACAAUUCUCAAAUUUAGACAUGUUUCUUCAUACUUUAUUGAUAUGAAGAAAUCAACUAGAUUCUAAAUUAAUAUAUACAAUUGGCGAAUAUGCCUUAUCUCAUUAUAAGUUAUUUUUAAUAUCGUUACAUGAAAGUCAUCUCUUUGAAAAGAUAAUGAAGUGUACAUCGUUUCAUCAUCAAGAUUUAUUCAAAUUUGAAUCGCGUCGAUAGCAAUUGGAAGAUAUUAUAAAUUGGUUGCAAAACGUAUACAAUUUUUAUGGUCUAUGUAUAUUUCUGUUUUUUUAAAUUUUGUAAAACAUCACAUACAUCUGUAUUCUAUUAUUUAUCAUUUUAGAUAGAAAAUUAUCUUACCGUGAAUGUUGUGUAAUUUGCGCAAGAGACUAAAUUAAUUACGAAUGGAAAACUUCCACAGAUUUGGCUUCAUUUAGAUAAAUUUUUUUUUUAGCAAAUCGUAAUACGUUAUUAGCUAUCUAGUAACACCGAUUAAACUCUUAAACAAUUUUAAUACCUAAUGAAUUGAACCAACUAUUGAAUCAAACAGUAAAGAGAAAAAUGAGGUUGUGUAAAAUCAUAGUAAAUGACAUUGACACAUGGAACAAUUCGCAGCCGCUGCACAAUUAAAUAUUUUAUAUAUAGAAGCUUAUAGUCGUUUCUUUACAAAUAUGCAUUUAAAUCUGUUAAUAUUUGAUAAUGUUAUGUGGAAAGUUUAAUACUACAAAAAAGAGAAAGUGUAGUGGCAACAGUAGUAUCAUAGACAAUGAUGAUAAACAUUAAUAUCAUUAAUAAUAUUGAUUCUAAAUAGAAAUUAUUUUAUCUUUCAUUAUCAGUAAUUAAGAUUCAGUUCUAUUGCUACUCUUCUUAUAAUUUUUGGGCUAAUAAUAUAAAAUUCCAAAUUAAAUUUUGUUUUUAAAUAAAUUUCAGUUAUACUUGUUCUAAAGUUCAAUUUCUAAUACCUCUAAUAUAUUUAUAUAAAAUUAGAAAUUGAAAAUAACAUAAUAAUUCGAAGGUUCAUUCUCAGGUGUUUGUUAUAUUGUAUAUGUUGUCUUUUUGCUAUUUAUAGGAAUGAAACUAUGAUUCUAUUGUCAUUUAACUGUUUUGAGCCCCUUUGCAUUCCUAAUGAACAAUCAAUCUUUUAUAGUUACUGACCAAUAACCAUCUAUUUGUAGAAAUGUAUGAUUACUCUGAUGUAGAAUUACUCAUCCAUAUAACGCAGAAUUGAUACAGUCAUUAAUUGGUUCUUUAAUUCUACGAAGAUUUUCAUUUGAUCGGUUGUCUCAGACACAUGAAGGAGUUUUCUUUCUUGUUAACCUGAUUAACCUAUUACGGACUAAACAGUCAAAUAAUGUAUAAAAGAUUCGUAUAAACGCAACAUUAUUGAAAAACGUAAAUAAAAUAACGUACACAUUGUUUUGUCAAAUUACAAAAAUGUAUUAGAAUAAUAGAUACUUUGCAAGAAGCCCUAUUUUUAAAAAAAUAAAGUUGAAAAGUCUGUCAAGUGCACAUGCACUUAACUAAUUUUUAAUUGAAUAAGGAUUAUACAAUCAGGCAGAAGUUUACAUGCUGAAAUAAAUAAAAUGUAUAGAAUGAAAUUAUUGUCUUUGAAGUCUUGUCUACAAGAAAAACAAAUUUGAAACAACGGUCGUCAGUUAUAUGGGGUUUAAUUUGGGGUUAGCUGAGUGCAUGUGUACGCAUUGAAUUUUCGAACUCGAUUUUUUAAAAAAGGAAAGCAUAAGCGAACAGAUUUUACUUCUUCUAUUCAAUAAGUCUCAUUGAUUUAUUUUUACAUACUGAAUAACCUUUAAUUCACUAUAUUGUUUUGAAACAUUUUAUAUAUACAUUUAACGCCAACUUGUAUACUAUAUACAAUAUUACGCGCUAGAAAAUUAGGAUAUGUAGAAAUUAUAGUUCAGUGAUGAUGUAGAAACACAUUAGUUGGACUAGAUGAAGUUUUGAGAUUAAAUAAAAUUAUUCUUCAGAUUUAGCGUUCUAGUGAAGCAAAUUACAACGUUAUUAUAACAAAACAUCAAUGGAUUCAGAUCAAUGUUAUUCAGGAGAACAAACGCAAAUUGAAAAUUUAAUUUACAAUUGAAAACUUGUAUGUACACACAAUACGAAUGGCUGGUUCAUUCUCAUACACACCGUUUCAAUUUUCCGUCGACGCGCUUUAUGUAUUGUCGUUUACUAGCGAAAGAGUUGAGAAGUCGACAUUAAUUAAACUUGCAUACAAGUGCCUGGAGACACUGCAAAUCUGUUCUCAUCUUUUAAUAUACUAGUCACAAACUGACAUCAGUCAAUGCAUCGCGAAUAUGUUUUUACAAAAAUAAUGGUCGUAGUUACAAAGGAGGAGAUCUUUUUCUUUCUUUUUAUUUUACAUAUCGCACUUGUAUCGUACAAUCUCAUACUUGUAAAAUUGUGAUAACUGAAGAGAAACUGCAUUACAGAACGAUUGCUUGAAUCUUUUGUAACAAAAGUGUAACAUUUCCUGUUGAACAUUCCUGUAUUACUCGUGUCUCGCAUAUGAAAUCGAAUUAUCUUCGUUCACAGCGCCUAUCCUUCAUAAAUUCAUCUGUCAUGAAACAAAUGUCAGUAUGUACUAAUUUUCAAACUAGAGCAUUUUUUUAUCCUUAAAGACUAUUUCAAGAAGAUUUCUUCUUUCUAACGUUCCUAUAUAUUUAUGGAAAUUCCACAAAAGAUAACAAGGCUCAUUUCUGAACAGUUGUCAAGUGUUUUAUAUUUUUUAUGUUUCGCAUUUUCCUUUUUUUUCUCUUUGUCUUUUAUUUCUUAUACAUACUGGCUUUAUACGGCUUUACUUUUGUGCAGUGUUUCCUGGAUUAAUGUAACGUUUUCUUGGUGUAGAGUGAACAAGACAGAGUUUCGUAUCAGGAAAACGUAGUGGGGAUGGAGCAAAGAUAAAAAUGUUAUACUGAUCUAAGGAACAUUGUACAUUCGAGAAGUUCAGUUAGGGUUUCAAACAGAAUACAAUAGCGUCCGCUUAAAAUUGGGAUAACCAGAGUUGAUACGUAUAUAAAUAUGUUUCUUCUCUACUCCUAAAGAUAAAAAUUGACUUACGUCGAUUUCUCAAACAAAAGUACAUUGAAAAGUUCAUAAAAGCUCACACAAUCAUAAAGAUUUAGGAUAUAGGAUACGCGAAUCUUCGUUAUUGAUCAAAAUUGAAAAUUCGUUAUUGCCACAUCCACGAAUAUAUCAAUACCAAAUCCCUACCAUUCACAGAUCAACUCUGACUGAAUAAAUACUAUCUAUACUAACAUUUAGUGGAAAAGAGAGAUACUCGGGUUUUCCUAGAAAUAUACCUCCCUCGAUAACUGGCCAAAUAAAAUCCAACUCAUGACCAGUUAACGACACACGACUGUAUAUGUUGUUCGUGUGACAAACAAUGUUUACUAAUAACCAGACAAAUUGUUAUAUAAGCGCAUAAAAAAGAACUCGAAAUGUCCAAGUAGUUAGUAACAAUUUAAUUAGAGACACGAUAUCGGGCUGUCCAAAGUGGUGGAAUAUCCUACGAAAUUUCUUUCUUUUUUUCAGUGGCCUUAAAAGAAAUCUGAUUGUGCCUGAAGUUUAAUGGGUUACAUCGAACUUCAUCCGAGUUUACUUUAGCCGGAAGCCACCGAGGAAAUUUCAUCUGUCGAGUUUGAAUGCAUGAACUAAGGAAUUAAUUCAAUUUUUGAUUCAUCAUGUGAAAUUUUCUCAAAUUAUCGGAAGCUUAAGAAAAGUAGGGAGAGAUCAUUUACAUGCAAAGUGUAUAAGAUGUUUUAUAGUAGAACGAAUCAACGAUUACUCUUCGUAAAGUAAUUAUUUAAAAAAAAAAGAAAGCAUAAUAUUUGCUUCUUUGACUUUGUUCUCGGAGAGACAAUAGAUUUCCUAACUAUUUCUGAAAAUUGGUGAUUUUUACAUGUGUUCAUAAGUUUCAUCAGUGAUUUCGUGAUAAUAUUAUUUAUGAGGUGUUGCUUUGUGCGAUAAGUCAAACGUUCCAUGCAAGUUGUUUCAAUUGUUUAAAAUCUGAAAAUUGUACCUAUUGAAAAAGCUCAUUUAAGUAAAUAUAACAGGCGUAUAUUUUUUAAAAGUCCAUUUUAGAUUCAAGGACCGUUUAUAAAUUCACCUGUGAAUUAUUUGAAACGUUAUAAAUUAUAGGCGUGAUUUUUCAUCUACGCUGAAAAACAUUUAUACGGAGCAGGUUAUUUUUAUCAAGACUGUUGGUACAAUCUUUCAAACAAUAAUAUUAAACUAAUGUAAAGUGUGAAAUAGGGUUAAUGCUCCAUAUGUUCUCUAUGUUCUUUCUGUUUCUUCCUCUCAUCGUCUUCCUUUUGUAUCUUUGCCAGAUCUGAAUUUCAACUGAAAGCUGAACCUUACCAACUGCUAUGUUACAAUUUGUUCUUCAAUUAUUUAUGAUUUUCUCAUCAAGUCAGUGAGCUUCAGAUCAGCUAUUUAAUUGGCGGUAUAUUUAAUCAAAUAUUUGUUGGCGCUUUAACUGAAUUAUAGUUAGUAUAUUUUUAUAGAAUUGUACAAGUUAUGAUUAAUUGCGUGCCGAUUCUUGAAAAACUUGACCUCAUACUGAUUACAAAAAAAGGACGAUACUUGUCUUUAGGUGAUCAUUCUAGAGUUCCUACGUCCGUUCGAAUGACUUUUGUGCUUGCAAUGAGCAUUUGACACGUGUUCAAGUCCAAGAUGUUGUAUUAUUCUUUGUAACAGUGUUGCAUGAUUUGACAAGUAAAAAUUUAGGUAUUUUUUAGUAGUGUUUUGAGGAAAUGUGUUACAGAUAAUUGUAUGUUUUUUUUUGUAUUUAUUAAAAAAUACAAAAAUUAUAUAUGUCCCUACGUAGUUUUAGGUCAAUCGUAUAAAUAUUGUUUACGUUGCAUUUAAGAGAUAACCAUUAUUUUUACAUAGUCUAACUAUUUUUAAUAAUUUUCUUGAAAAGCAUUCUGAGAAAUAAAUCGGUUGAAACCUAACAACCCCUUAAAUUGUACAUCACGUGUCAACUUAGAAUUUUUUAUAAUAUUUACACGUACGUUUGCAGUAACGAUCAUCCAGUCUUUUUUUACAAUUUCGAAUAAUUACGAAAAAUGUUUUGUUAUUUAUUUUAAAUCACGUGUCACUAUCAUAUAAGGUACAUCACGGAUAUCAAGCUACUUUUAUAUUAGAAACAAUUUAAGAAUUAUGUACAAUGAAAAUAGAAAUUCAAUUUUUAAUCAGCCAUCUUCUAUGAUUCUAUGUCACUUGAUUUGUAUUUCUGCUCUUUUUUUCUUUUUCAAAAUGUUUCGUGAGUCAAUAUUUUGUAACUCACUUAAUAUACACAUUUUGACUUGAUUUUCUGUAAUUCGUACUUAAAACAUAUACAAAUUAAGACACGCGUUGGAAGUUUCUGAAUUUAUCUUCAAGUAAUUCCAUACUCCUUUGUCUAAUCUAUGUUUUCGUUGCAGUAAAUGAAGCGAUACUUUUUUCGCGAAAUUAAAUAUUCGACAGCUCAAUAGUUUAUCUUAAGGUGUUUCGCUCGCAGGUCCUUGCCAUUUUAUAAACAUUUCCAUUGUCCCUAUAUAAGAUUACAAAAUUCAAAAUACUUGUAUUAAUAAAAUUGACAAUUUUUUAAAAAGUAAUUUAUUAAUAGGUCAUAAUGAAACAUGUAAAAUAAAAUCGAUAAAACGAUCAACUUAUAAAGGUACUAACAAUAAGAAAAACGAGUACGAUGAAAACGAAAGGAAACAAAAGUAAAGUAAAAGAUAUUACAUACAGCAAUUUCGAACGGACGAAGAUCGAUUAGCACAAAGCAACAGAGACAAAGAGAAUAAACGCGAAAACGAAUACUAGAAAGAAAAAUAUGGUGCCAGGAACUAAGCUGUAGACGAACGAAGGGAACUUCAUAAUUAAAUAGUGAAUAUUUUAUGUACAUAGAACGUGUUCGUAGUCUAUUUUGCCAUUUCGUAUACAACGGAUUACGGAUAUGUAGGAUUAAACUAAAACUAGUUUUUAAGCGAGUGAUUCAAUUUAAACUAAAAAAGGGCGUAUCGCUAUAAUAAAAAAAAAAGAUAUGACUGUAGGCUUAAUCAAAUUUAGAUUAGGAGUAACAAUAGCUGUCGCUAGGAUUCGAUCGUCGUUCUUUUUCAGCUUCAUUCUCCUUUGUCGUAAUUGGUUUUUCAAUUAAUCUUGUACCUUGGACACCUUUUUUAUUAUUGUUUUGUUGUUUUAAUAUUUGAAGUAAAGAAGAGAUUAUAUGCAUGCACUUGCACGAUGGCUCGACGUAAUUUGUUAUGACAUUCUUGUGAAACUUGGGAAUUUAUCUUUCUCUAUCUUUGAAGUGAUCACGUUCCAGUGGCUAUAACACAUGAAGAAUACUUUUCUAUUAACACUUCACUUUUACCAGCUAAUAGUAUAUAUACAUAAUAAAGAAUGAUUUUAUUUAAUUUUUCAGAGCCUAUUUUAUGAACUCUUCAUUACUUAAAUUUUGUUUGUUUCUGAAAGUAUAAUCAACUAUAUCGAUUCUACUAGUAAAAAACCACAUCGACUAUUUUCUGUUAUAAAUACAAAAAUUUAGGUCCAGAUCAUUAUCAGAAGAUUUAAUUGAAACUUUAUCUGUGAUUAAUUUCUAAGAAGUUGAAUACAACGAAACUGAUUGAAUUCUACUGUUAACGAAAAUAGGUCAGUACAACUAGUUGAAAAAUAUAUAAAUCUUUCAAUGAGUAUCUGGAAGAAAGCUAUCUUCCUUUGAAUGAACGACGAUCUUGUAGAAUAUUGUAAAUAAUUUUUACCAGAAGUAAUUGGAGCUACGUCUGUAAACGGAUGUCCUGUUGUAAACGGCUGAAGAAAAUGCACUACAUUGCAAAUUCUUGUAUUGUUACUUAUAUGCGUAUAUAUAUAUUCUAUAUAUAUAUAUAUAUGUAAAUUACACAGUUAUACACAGGAUACAUAAUUUAGAAAAGAUAAGGAAAAGCGAGGGUUGAAAAGAAGGAAAACUGCUUUCUGAAACGUAUCUUUUUUAUGAGAAAAUUAAUCCUUGCUUUGUUUCACUUUUUUUCCUUUUCUUCUUGUAUCUUGAUCUCUUAAUUAAUUCUUGUAUUUAUGUAUGUAUGUAUAGUAUAUUUAUACUCAUCUUUUCUUUUAAGUACGUCCGUUUCGUUUGUUUAGCUGUAAUGGAUUGAAGAAAAAGUUAUUAAAAUAAAAAAAAGAUUGUGUUAGUAUAUUAUAUUUACUUAUAAUAAUAUAUUUAGGAUUAGAAAACUAAAAUUUCUUUUCUUCGGAUUUUUCUCUAGAAUCGAUCGCGAAAAUUAAUUUUUGGUAUAUUGACGACGUUUACAGUUAUUGUAACUGGUUUUUGGAACGAUCGAACGAAGUUUCAUGAAGCGUCUCGAGAAAAAAUUCCGUUCUGAAUUUUAAACUAGCGAAAGAUUGAUUUUUCUCGAUUAAAUCUUCUUUCUGUUGUUUCAUCUUUCCAAGUGGAUAAAACCACUUGAAAAUUUUUUCGAACGGAAUACUUUUCUUUAAAUCUAAUUUAUAUCCAAAAUCCAAUUUGUGAUUUUGAUCGAUUCUAAUUUUGUAUAUUGUAAUUAAUUCGGCGAUCAUUUCAGCUCAACAACUCUUGCAAUUUUUCUUAUGAUAUUUCUUUGGAACGAUAUGAAAACGAUAAGAAGGAGAAUACUGACGAUUGACAAAUCAUUAAUUGUGCGAUGAUCGAUAAAUCAUUCGAGAGAGGAUUGAUUAUUCAAUAAACUGUAAAUCAUUCCCUAGGGGGUUAAUUAUUUAUAAUCGAUAAAUCAUUCACUAGAAUGUUGAUCGUGCGAUAAUCGAUAAACUGUUUCCUAGAGAAUUUGCUAUGCAAUAACCUAUAGAUCAUUUCGUAAAGAAUUAAUGGAAAUUAAAGUACGAAGCAAAGUGACUUAAGAAUCAUACAUUCAGAAUAUCUAAACAGAUAUUAAAGAAACAGAAUAAAUAUGAGUGUAAUGAAUUGGGAAAAAGAGUAUGUCAGCAUUUUAAUCCUCGUGUUACUAAUUUUAAUUAUCAAUCGAUUAUUAUUACGCCAUAAGCUUCCGAUCAACGAUUAUCUCUUUAAAAUGAAAGGAAAAAACUAAUUAAAACGUUUUUAACCAAUAAACAAUUUUUACACUACCAUACAUGAUGAGAUGACACGAAAAAUAUAUAUAAAGUAACAAUAAUUAGAAUCGACUGAAAGCAAUAGAGGAAAACAAUACCCUAGAUUAAAAGAAUACAUUGAUCAAGAAUUUUAUUCGAAUUUUGUAAGAAACACGCAUAGAAACGAACUGAUAGAUUCCUUCGAAGACUAUAACUAUGGUGUAGCCUACUAUUAUACUCUAAAUAAAAGGGGGAAAAUGAAUUAUUAAAAGAAAAAAAAACAGAAUAUUUAAUUGGAAUAAGAUCGAUGGUAUUUACUCGUAACGAUGAGUUAAGCUGGAGAACGUGCAAAAAUAUGAGAAAUUAAAAAAGGGAAAACUUAUAAAAUAGAAUCAUAAAUUAUCGAUUGUGCUCUCCGUUUGGCGGCCUCGCGAAAAUAACCGAUUUAUUUUUUCAGAUUUAUUAAUCGUACUGAUGCAUACAUAUGGCGUAUAUUACGUUACAAUCCGAGCUAUGACGAUGAUUUUGCAUAACAUUACCAAUUUGAGAUCCCAUCAAAACGAAAACUGUUGAUCAUGUAAAUACGAUAUACAUUCGUAGCAUACGAAUAUUAUUAUUAUUAUAAAAAAUAGAAAAAACGAGACGAACAUGUGUGCGUUCACGUAAUAUGUGUAUGAUAGAAGAUUGUAUGCGUGUAUACGAAUGAGAGAAAGAUAGAGAAAGUAAAAUGAAAAAAAAAUAUAGACAUAUAUUAUAUAUAUACAAAUAUAUAAUUUACAUAUUGUAGUUGUAAUACGCCUAGAGAUAUUUAAGUAAGGGUGUUAUACGUGAUGGAACGAGCUGUCGUGUGAACGAUUUGAGAAUCUUGUAUGCGUAGAAAGAUUGUAACGUUUAUGAGUGCGGUAAAUAAUAAUAAUAAUAAUAAUAAAAAGGACAAAAACCGAA
Molecule: messenger RNA, 15097 nt
Organism: Bombus pyrosoma
Lineage: Eukaryota; Metazoa; Arthropoda; Insecta; Hymenoptera; Apidae
Gene: larp
Product: la-related protein 1
Exons: 17
Coding region: 1106-5245 (1379 amino acids)
Biological process (GO): mRNA stabilization; positive regulation of translation
Cellular component (GO): cytosol; cytoplasmic stress granule
Molecular function (GO): RNA cap binding
Source: RefSeq, a predicted model, not a curated record